AUGAUUGGAGCCCUGAGAAAUUCCUCGUGUCGCUCUGCGAGAUUGAUGACUGGGUUGUCGCAGGCCCGUCUCUUCCAUCAGAGUGUUUCGAGACUCAACCUCGACCCAGAAAGAGAAAAGUACAUCGCGUACAAGCUGAGUAUUUUGCCCAAGCAGAAGGAUAUAUAUCAGAACGAUGAUGGAACCCCAAGGGCGCCCUCUGAUGAGGAGCUUAAGAUUAUUGCCGAGCUGAAUGCGCUCAGUGGCCAGCGUGACUUGUCGCUUUCCGAGACCUUCAGUUUGGGCCAGUACAAGAACCUGUACAAUGCCAACUCCAAGCUGUUGGAGACUUUGGACAUUUCGAGCGCCAGAAUCAUAGAUAAGAUCCCAUACGAGGACACUGCCACUGGCGAGACCAAGUGGCUGACCGUUAGAGAAGGCGAUGACCACAAGGGGUUCGAAGGAAUCGUUUCGUACAUGCUGGUUCCCACGCUGGUGUUAUUCCUGAUAGUGAUUGCUUUCCGCGAGGACAUGAGUGUUAACGACUGGGCUGUCAGAGAGUUGGUGCUCAGAGUGAAGGAGACCGCACAGUUGGAGAACGACGUCGAGGUUUUGAAGGAGUUGGACUCCUUCGGCAAGCCAGAGGAGGCAUUUGCCGUUAGACGUCUGGGUGACAAAGACUCUGUUUUUAUUGAGAGAAUUUUGAGUGGUGAGUACGACAAACUGGCGGGUUUGAAGGUAAAGGAGAAGCUGCCUAUCUUCACCCAGAAGGAUUAG
Molecule: messenger RNA, 756 nt
Organism: Kuraishia capsulata CBS 1993
Lineage: Eukaryota; Fungi; Ascomycota; Pichiomycetes; Pichiales; Pichiaceae
Exons: 1
Coding region: 1-756 (251 amino acids)
Source: RefSeq, a predicted model, not a curated record